Messenger RNA from Mercenaria mercenaria, 725 nucleotides. RefSeq names its product ras-related protein R-Ras2-like. The record is from RefSeq and is a predicted model, not a curated record. Gene Ontology annotation, cellular component: plasma membrane. Bases 60 to 659 code for a protein of 199 amino acids. Lineage: Eukaryota; Metazoa; Mollusca; Bivalvia; Venerida; Veneridae. Gene Ontology annotation, molecular function: GDP binding; GTPase activity; GTP binding. Gene Ontology annotation, biological process: signal transduction. The transcript is spliced from 6 exons.
UGACCCAGCGAAAUAUUCGAAUCACAAAAAAAUUGUGAUGUCCGUAAAAGUAAACAAUAAUGUCUCGAAAUCAUCGAGAAAAUAACAGUGUCAACCAGAAUUACAAACUUGUUGUUGUAGGUGGUGGCGGAGUUGGUAAAAGUGCCCUCACAAUACAGUUUAUUCAGUCAUACUUCGUCACAGACUACGAUCCAACUAUUGAAGACUCGUAUGCUAAGCAGUGUGUCAUUGAUGAUGAGGUGGCAAGACUUGAUAUUUUGGACACAGCAGGUCAGGAAGAAUUCAGUGCAAUGAGGGAACAAUAUAUGAGAUCUGGAAUGGGGUUUCUAUUGGUGUAUUCAGUUACUGACAGAAGCAGUUUUGAUGAAAUUUACAAGUUCCAUAAGCAAAUUUUACGUGUGAAAGACAGGGAUGAAUUUCCAAUGAUUCUAGUCGGCAAUAAAUCUGACCUUGAACAUCAAAGACAGAUCUCACGAGAAGAAGGUCAGGAGUUAUCCAGACAACUUAAAAUCACACACAUAGAAGCAAGUGCCAAAAUACGUAUGAAUGUAGACCAAGCUUUUUAUGAUCUUGUAAGAAAAGUGAGGAUAUUUGAAUUAAAUGAAAGACCACCACCAAAGACAAAACACAAAUCCAAACCUAGAUGUACAAUUUUAUGACACUGUAUUAUUUUAGUGUUCUGCCUUGGAAGUGCCAGUAAGUUGAACAAUGUGUCUGUUACUGAG